Molecule: messenger RNA, 541 nt
Organism: Heterobilharzia americana
Lineage: Eukaryota; Metazoa; Platyhelminthes; Trematoda; Strigeidida; Schistosomatidae
Source: the annotation of a GenBank genome assembly
AUGAAUGCCUCUUACACUAAAAUUCAAGUCAAGGCCACAUUGGAUAAACUCAUACUAACCGAAUUAGAAUCGAUUAACUAUAUAACCACUGAGACAAGAUUUUUACCUGUUAGCAACCUUCUUAAAGAUCAUAUCACAAAAGAUAAGAUUAGCUGUUGGUUUUUAUUGCAUGAUGAAACUGCAAAUCUUCAUUGCACUCAUUUGUUUGCUUACCAUGCAGAUAAUUUAUUCACGAACACUCAGUGAUGAUGAAUCAUCAAUUUAUGAUACAGCUGCUGUUUAUGAACCAUAUCCAGCGAGGAAACAAUUCACUGACAGGAUACACCAUCGUGGAUUCAACAAACAUAUAUUUAAAAGAGGUCCAGAAACACUUUGGGAACUGGAUUGAUCCGACACACUAAAAUGAACAAGUGAACUUGUGUUUAUGAUUUUGGUUUCAUGUAAUAUGUUGUGAUCCCAUAAUUUGUUACACGAUAUCAUUUGGUGUAUCGUAUGAGAAUAAUGUAUAAAUUUUAAAUACAUACGUAACAGUCAGAGACAA